Molecule: messenger RNA, 2011 nt
Organism: Jatropha curcas
Lineage: Eukaryota; Viridiplantae; Streptophyta; Magnoliopsida; Malpighiales; Euphorbiaceae
Product: DGCR14-like protein
Cellular component (GO): catalytic step 2 spliceosome
Source: RefSeq, a predicted model, not a curated record
GACGAAUUUUAAUUUUUCCCCUCUUUCAAUUCUUUCUAGUAUCUCUCUCUCUCUCUCUCUAUAUACAUAUAUCUUUUCUAGUGUCUUCAUAAUCCAAGCCAAUACUGUAACUGCCCCGUCGCAACCGCCACCACGAGAGGCAGCGGAACCCUAACCCCAAACCAUAAGUUUACUUUAUCUUGACAGAGAAGCUCUAGUUACUAAAUUUCUUUCAAUCUCACCUUCUGUCCAAAACCUUAAUCCUAAUCCGCCAUGCUUUUGUCUCCAGGACACUCACCACGGCAGCUCUCAUCCCCAUCUCCGUCUCAUAAUCCCGAAAAUUCUCUCCAAACCUCUAAUAAAUCCUCGAUCACUACACCUGCAAACCCAAGAAAACAUACUAAAGUCCUUGAUGAGGACACAUACGUUGAAGCUAUCGAGAAAAUCAUCGAAAGAGACUUCUUUCCCGAUAUCUCCAAACUCCGUGACCGUCUCGAUUGGCUUGAAGCAGUAAAAUCCGGCGAUCCGGUUCUGAUACGAGAUGCCCAAUUGAAGAUCAUCGAGCGGCGUGGCAAAAGAGUAAAUAUUUCCAACGCGGAUGGCAGUACUCAAACCAGAAACCGAACGCAAACCCCAGGUUCUACUUUUAUGGGUAAUUUCACUCCUUUUGAUGAAUUUGAUAAUAAAACACCUAGCGCUGUAAAUAGGGAAUUUUUUGGUGAUGCUGAGUCUAGGGAGAAUGAUAGUGCUAUUGAUGAUUCGUUGAGUUUAGAUGAGUUCUUUAGGAGGUAUACGAGCGAGGAUAAUGAGAGUUUUUCAAAGAUACUGGAGAAAGUGAAUAGGAAGAGAAAGGAGAGAUAUGGGCAUUUGUUAGAAGGUGAAAAGGAGGAUGUUAAACUGAUUGGGGAUGUGAAAAGGGAUAGGAUUACAGAUGGUUAUGGGACAUCUUAUCAGCCACCGAGCACACUGGAGGGGUGGAAUUACACUGCUAAGAACUUGUUAAUGUACCAUCCUGCGGAUAGGGGUGAGGCUCCUUUGACCGAAGAGGAACGGGCUGUUAGAUUGAAGGGUUUAACGAAAGAAAUUAAUAGGUCAAACACACGGUUUCAUGGUAAAAUAUUGGACUCUAGGCCUACAGAUGAUGGUGCCGUUGAAGUGCUUUACACUCCAGUAGUAGGGGCUACCCCCCUUCCUGUAUCUGACAGAGAUGGGGAUAGAGCAAAGAAGUAUGAUUUGGAGGAUUUGAGGAAGACACCAAACAGGUUUUAUGUGGAAUCAGGGAAGAAAGCAGAAAAUGGAUAUAGUUUUGUUAGGACUCCUUCACCGGCUCCAGGAGUUGAUGAAUCACCAUUUAUUACAUGGGGUGAGAUUGAGGGGACACCAUUGAGAUUGGAGCCUGAAGACACACCGAUUGAUAUUGGUGGUAAUGGCGAUGGGCCUCAUUUUAAAAUGCCAAAUCCACCUGCAAGGGAUGUGAAGGCUCAUUCUUUAUCCAGGGAGGCUGCACGAAAGAUUAGGGAGAGAUCAAAGAUGUUUCAAAAGCCACCAUUGCCUUCUCCCGGAAGGGGGGGGAGUGCGAGUCCAAGUGUGCGCACACUUUCACCUGCUGCACAGAAGUUUAUGAGGAAUGCAAUUUCUAAGUCUUCAUCUUCUGUCGAUGAAUCUCUUCGUGCUAGUUAUAGAGGUGCAAGCCCCGGUGUUGCUACUCCAAAGAGCAUAAGGAGUGUCUCAAGGUUUGAAAGAGAUGGAACCAUGAGUUCCAGGUCACCGUCUGUAAGAGAGGAUUAAUCCCCUAGUAAAAAAAUGUACUUUUCAUGCCAAUGUUAGCAAUUGGUGGUUUUAGUAGUAUAUGUUUACGAUCAACUAAUAGUUUCUUUCAAGGAUGCAUGUAUGAUUUCACUGUUCCCCUUUUGUAUUGUUUAUAUGAUGGGCAAGCCUAUUCCAAAUAUUGGAUCAUAAAGAGUUGCUAAUGUUUAAGAGGAGCAUCCGAUUGAUGCUUAAUAUUUUCAUCUCUCACUCUUCUACUUUGUAA